UUUCGUUUCAUCAAGCAGGAAAUUGACAAGAAGAUACUAUCAUUGGGUUAUAGUGAACUGAAUGCAGAAAUCAUAUCUGUGGAUGCACAAGAGUCCUUUGGUGGGGGAGUCAUUGUCUUGGUGACUGGGUUUAUGACAGGAAAGGAUGACAUUAAGCAGAAAUUUACUCAGUGUUUCUUCCUUGCUCCUCAAGAGAAAGGCUACUUUGUUUUGAAUGAUGUUUUCAGAUAUGUUGAUGAAAAUGAAAUCAAAGAGCCUGAUCAUGUAGUUGAAUCACCUGCUUCUACUGACAAUGUGUCAGAUCCUCCCUUGCUAGAAACACAAGUUCCAGAGCAAAUAUCUGUGGCUGUUGAGGAUGGUGUUGGGGAAGAAGUCUACAAUCUAGAAAAUGAGCAAGUGUCUGCUGAAGAAGAGGAAGCUCCUGUUGCUGAGGUUCUUGACGAAAUUCCUGAUGAUUCACAGAUGGUAUCUGGAUUGGCAUCCCAAAUUGAAGAAGUACCGAAGAAGUCAUAUGCCUCUAUUGUUAAGGUAAUGAAAGAGGGUGCAGCAGCGUCCUCCAUUGUGACGGCUGUUUCUGUGAAAUCUGUCCGUAAGAUUCAAGAACAGCAGAGUACCACUGCACCUCCACCAUUCAGCGGGCCAGAAACAAAUGGUUCUAGUAUAAACACUAAUGAAGGAGGAAACAAUCAAGAAACUGAAGCUGAGGGCUAUUCAAUUUAUGUGAAAGGGCUGCCUGGAAAUGCUACGAUUGCACUUCUCGAGAAUGAGUUCAAGAAGUUUGGCCCUAUUAGAAGUGGUGGUAUCCAAGUUAAGACACAAAAGAAGAUGAUUUUGAGCCAUUGGUAGUGACUGAGUUGCCCAAGGACAUGUUCAAGAAGCGCAAAUUGGCGGGUAAUUCAACUUCAAGAAAAGGCAGGCAUUUUGAAAGUCCACUAUUCCGAAACUCUCAAGAUGCGGAGAAGCCAGUAAAAGAUCAGCAAAGAAUCACAUCAUUGACUGAAACCAAUUCAGAGAGAAAUAAUAAAGUGACAACAACUAAUCAGAGGACUCAGAAAUGCCAACAAACAAUCAACAGUUCAGCUUCCAAAUGGAAUGACUACUUAACUGAGGACAAUGACAAGUUAGAAUUUGGAUGCAAGAGAGGCAUUAACUUCAAGGACACUUCAGGUUCAUCGAACUACAACGAUAUCUUAGAGGCUAUAACUUGUGAGCAAAGAGUAGAAGAUGAU
This is a messenger RNA of Vicia villosa (hairy vetch), 1229 nucleotides long. Its product is annotated as nuclear transport factor 2-like. Gene Ontology annotation, cellular component: cytosol; ribonucleoprotein complex. Gene Ontology annotation, molecular function: mRNA binding. The annotation marks the transcript as partial. The transcript is spliced from 6 exons. Lineage: Eukaryota; Viridiplantae; Streptophyta; Magnoliopsida; Fabales; Fabaceae. The record is from RefSeq and is a predicted model, not a curated record.